AUGACUAGUGAAGCGGAGCGGCGCGCGCCGGCAAAACAACGCGGCAGGGUGGCGGCUUCCAAGUAUGGCGGUGGGGUGUCUCUCUCGGGCGUGGCGGUGAGGCGCGGCAUGAAGUGCGCCGGAGUGGCCGGCGGCGGCGACGAGCUGCUGCUGGGCGGCUGCUGGCUGGACCCCAAGGACGCCUCCCCCCCGCCCUGCCACGAGCUGCUGGACUCCCUCCUCGCACCCCCGCCCCUGGCCGAACUCAAACCCCUCCCGCCCUUCACCGGGUACACCGGCCACCUCUCCAUCAACGGCAUCUCCGGUCAUCAUUUCCACGCUAUAGCACAACGUCUUCCAGAAGAGAACAACAACUACCCCACGCAGAGCGGGUACGGCGCCGACCAGGACGUGGUCUCCUCGUCCACGUGCGCCGCUGACUCCGAGCCGCCGGACCUCGAGGAUGUCAAACCCUUCCCUCUGGACGCGCCGGACACCAAACCGUUCGCGGAGUCGUCGGCGCCCGGUGUAGCGGACUCCUGUGCUCAAUCCUGUUCCCCGCCUGCCAAAAUAUUUGAUGAUGGACACAAACAAGACAUGUACGACAUCAGCUCCAUAGAGGACUUGGCGGCCAUCAUCGGCUCCGCCAUCGCUGACACGACUGUACAGUCUCAGCCGGAGGACCCUGACAGAAACGAUUCUAGAGAUAGCUGGAUGGACAUAGACGCAUGGAUAGCGGGCGCUUGUAGUCAACACGGAGACAAAAUAGUUCAACAAGACCUAUCGGAGUUCGGUUUCGGUUCUCCGCCACCAUCACAAUCGAGUCACCAGUCCAGUAUAGACUUCCCGUGCAAGCCCAGCCAAGAGUUCUCGAAGAGAGAGGAAUUCCUUCAAAAGAAUUUAGGACAGGCUGGAUCUACUCUCCAGUCGCUAUUAUCUCAUGGGUACAUGCCUUUAUUACAAAACAGAUUGCAAAACGGUCCCCCCGUUAAACAAGAGGCUCCAAGUUCAACGAGUUGUGGGAUGGACGUGAUAUCAACGUCGUCGCCACCAGGAAACGCGGUUUCAACCACGGACGGUGUCGGAGGAUUGCUCAAUGGCAGAUAUGCACCACAUUACGCUCUCGGGCUGAAACUGGACGGACUCUGUAGUCCAGAGAGAUUACUCGGCUACUCACACGCCCACACGACCACGGUCACUCCAUCCAGUAAGAGUAAACGUAGUCGAGCAAAAGCAAAACAAGUGAACAACGGAGGAAGCCUGCAUGGAAGUUCGUUAGCCUUCGCAUCAGCAACAUCCGCGGAGCUGAGCGGCUUGUUAGGGAAAGAGAAACCUGUGCAUCGCUGUGGGAUCUGUAAUAGAGGGUUCCUGAACAAGUCCAACAUAAAGGUCCAUCUCCGGACUCACACCGGGGAGAAGCCCUUCAGAUGCGACGUGUGCGCCAAGGCUUUCCGUCAGAAGGCGCACCUUAUAAAACACCAGCAGAUCCACAAGAGGAUCGGGCGGGACUAG
This is a messenger RNA of Danaus chrysippus (African queen), 1491 nucleotides long. The record is from the annotation of a GenBank genome assembly. NCBI's taxonomy places the organism in Eukaryota, Metazoa, Arthropoda, Insecta, Lepidoptera, Nymphalidae.